CGUUAGCAUUCUACAAAUAUACAACAAAUAACUAGCUUUAACUUAUUGGUAGCCAUGGAGGUUGAGAGAGUCCAAGUCAUUGCUUCCUUAAGCUCCCACACAAUCCCCGCGGAGUUCGUAAUGCCCGAGACCGAGCAGCCCGUUGCCACCACAUUCCGCGGCCCAAUCCCCGAGAUCCCCGUCAUCGAUCUCAGUGAUCCAGACGAGGAAAACCUAGUCUGCCGCAUUGCGGAGGCGAGCAGAGAGUGGGGUUUCUUUCAGGCGGUGAACCAUGGCAUCCCUACCGAGGUCAUACGGAGGCUGCAGGAGGCGGGGACCGAGUUUUUCGGGCUCCCGCAGGAGGAGAAGGAGGUUUACGCCAAGCCGGAGGAUGCCAAGUCCAUAGAAGGCUACGGCACCAAACACCAAAAGAUCGUGAAUGGAAAGAAACCAUGGGGUGAUCAUCUCUUCCACAGGAUAUGGCCUCCCUCUCGCAUUAACUAUCAAUUUUGGCCCAAAAACCCUCCCUCUUACAGAGAGGUGAACGAGGAGUACGGGACGCAUGUGAGAGGGUUCGCAGAUAAGGUGUUCAGGAGUCUAUCGCUAGGGUUAGGGUUGGAAGCGGACGCUAUGAAAGAGGCAUUCGGAGGGGAAGAGCUUGAGUACAUGCUGAAGAUCAAUUACUAUCCGCCGUGUCCGAGGCCGGAUCUAACAUUCGGAGUUCUCGAACACACUGAUAUGUCGACGCUCACAAUUUUGGUUCCUAAUGAGGUUCCCGGUCUUCAAGUUCUCAAAGAUAAUCACUGGAUCGACGCCAAGUACGUCCCCAAUGCCAUUAUCGUACACAUGGGUGAUCAGAUUGAGGUUGCAAGCAAUGGGUAUUACAAGAGCGUAUUGCACAGAACCACAGUGAAUAAAGAGAAGGCAAGAAUGUCAUGGCCUGUAUUCUUAGAGCCACCACCGGAGUUUGUGGUGGGACCCAUACCCCAGCUUCUCAACGACCAAAAUCCUCCAAAAUACAAGUCUAAGAUGUUCAAAGACUAUGCCUACUGCAAGCUCAACAAGCUUCCCCAAUGAUUAACAUUCAUACCUAUUCCUUUAAUUUCCCUCGUUAAUACAUUAAUAAUGCAGCAAUGCUACCAUUUCUUUCAUUACUUUGUUAUUUUGCUCAAUAGAAUAUGUAUUUUAUCUAUGCUUAAUGUAGAUCAAUAACUUUUCUGGUGUUGAGUUCACACCACGACAAGAUGUAGAGGGUUGAAAUCCCAAAUAAUUUGUAUUAAUUAAAGUGUAUACAUGUUAAUUAUGUCUCA
Morus notabilis is the source of this 1289-nucleotide messenger RNA. Its product is annotated as flavonol synthase/flavanone 3-hydroxylase. The transcript has 3 exons. The coding region runs from base 55 to 1056 and encodes 333 amino acids. The record is from RefSeq and is a predicted model, not a curated record. Gene Ontology annotation, biological process: response to light stimulus. NCBI's taxonomy places the organism in Eukaryota, Viridiplantae, Streptophyta, Magnoliopsida, Rosales, Moraceae. Gene Ontology annotation, molecular function: flavonol synthase activity.